Messenger RNA from Anas platyrhynchos (mallard), 877 nucleotides. RefSeq names its product Bprotein-1 related complex subunit 7 (gene BORCS7). NCBI's taxonomy places the organism in Eukaryota, Metazoa, Chordata, Aves, Anseriformes, Anatidae. Gene Ontology annotation, cellular component: BORC complex. The record is from RefSeq and is a predicted model, not a curated record.
CAGCGCUGCCCGUAGCGGCGCGGCGCAGGCGGGGCGUGCGGCGGGCAAGAUGGCGGCGGGCGGCGCGGCGGAGGCGCAGGCGCGGUUCGGGCACUCGGUGAAGGGGCUGCUGACCGAGAAGGUGACGAGCUGCGGCACUGACGUCAUCGCCCUCACCAAGCAGGUGCUGAAGGGCUCCCGCAGCGCCGAGCUCCUGGGGCAGGCUGCGAGGAACAUGGUGCUGCAGGAGGACGCCAUCCUGCACUCGGAGGACAGCCUGAGGAAAAUGGCCAUAAUAACCACGCACCUGCAGUACCAGCAGGAAGCAAUCCAGAAGAAUGUCGAGCAGUCAUCGAACCUGCGGGACCAGCUGAGUCACUUGCUGAAAUGAAGCGAAGCUGAAGGCACGAGGACUUCUCGACUGGCACGGAGGGCAGCCAGGCAUCCUGUCCCCUCCGGGGCUCAGGCCUGUGUCUGGACGGUGCUGGAUGCCCGCUAGGGAUACGUGCAGAGCACACAUUUCUGAGCGUGUGGGCCCCUCUCACACGAUCCCAUCCACGUCUCUGUCUCCAGAACGCUCUCCUGCUUCCCCACGUGUGACUGAAACCAUCUUAGCAGAAAGUUCCCUUCCCCCAACGAUCCCUGUGUUCGCUUACUUCCCGUGUUUCACGUGAGAUGUUCGGCUGUCCAAUGUUUCUCACAGCCGGAGCGGGACAAUUUUAUUUCCCGUCUAAGCUCUGCUCAGCAUCCGUCUCCUGAAGGGUGAUGGAAUAAUGCUGCUGGUGCCUGCCAACAACCAGCAAUCACACAGCCAGUUUUCAUACAAAACAGCUCCUCCCCUCCCAAUAAACGUACAAACUAGAGAUGUGGGUUUUAAAUACAGGUGCCUGAAGUUUGA